Molecule: messenger RNA, 4530 nt
Organism: Manis pentadactyla (Chinese pangolin)
Lineage: Eukaryota; Metazoa; Chordata; Mammalia; Pholidota; Manidae
Gene: GLO1
Product: glyoxalase I
Exons: 6
Coding region: 190-744 (184 amino acids)
Molecular function (GO): metal ion binding; lactoylglutathione lyase activity
Source: RefSeq, a predicted model, not a curated record
CAUUGAUUCACGGGGACCCACUCAGCAGAAAGCCAACUUGCUCUCCUCACAGUGAUUGGCCGGAAGUCAGCUGCCGCCCGUCCCGGCGCAGUCGCUGCGUCAUUAGUAAAGGCAGCACAGGCGCCGGUCUGAAGUGUCGGUGGGGGCCGCGUUCUCCCUAACCCGGUUUGUGAAUACAGCAGCGUGGCCAUGGCAGAACCACAGCUCGCGUCCUGCGGCCUCACGGACGAGGCCGCCCUCGGUUGCUGCUCGGACGCAGAUCCCAGCACCAAGGAUUUUCUGUUGCAGCAGACUAUGCUGCGGAUUAAGGAUCCUAAGAAGUCACUGGAUUUUUAUACUAGAAUUCUUGGGAUGACGCUACUCCAAAAAUUAGAUUUUCCCACUAUGAAAUUUUCCCUCUAUUUCUUGGCUUAUGAGGAUAAAAAUGACAUCCCAAAGGACAAAGGUGAAAAAGUAGCAUGGGUAUUCUCCAGAAAAGCUACACUUGAACUAACACACAAUUGGGGCACUGAAGACGAUGAGACCCAGAGUUACCACAGUGGAAAUUCAGACCCUCGAGGAUUUGGUCACAUUGGAAUUGCUGUUCCUGAUGUACAUGGUGCUUGUAAAAGAUUUGAAGAACUGGGAGUCAAAUUUGUGAAGAAACCUGAUGAUGGUAAAAUGAAAGGCCUGGCAUUUAUCCAAGAUCCUGAUGGCUACUGGAUUGAAAUUUUGAAUCCUAACAAAAUGACAACUAUUAUUUAGUUCUCUGAAAGUACUGCUUUGUGAUUUCAGUGAAGACAUUGUGGGAGGUUAAAAAUGAAACAGAGUACUGAGAUAACAGAAGCAUCUAGGAAUGAUGGAUGAUUGUCCCAAUUCAAAUUAUUAUUAAAUUUAUUUCCCCUUCCCAUUUCAAGUAUGUUUAUCAUCUAACUGUUCAGUCAGUUCUAGUUUUAAAGUAAUGCUUUGUCUUAUGUCCUUGAAUGUAGUUGAAUAACUUUCCUUUUUUAGGUAGUAAUUAGAAUAAUUCCCUUCAGAGGCUGCAUUUGCCUUCCAUCUCCUAAGUAUGACUUCUCUACAAGUCUGCCUUUUAAUCCUCACUUUCAAAAAAGCAUUUAACAUGUUUUUGUUGGGGUUACCUUCCGGGAUUUCAGUUCCUCAGAAACACUUUUCACAGUGGAAAGUAAAGAACACUGAACAAAAUGAAACUUUGUGUGUACUUCAAAGAGUAUAAAGUGUUUAUUUUACAAAAGAGAAGUUACUCUUGGGAGCAGUUUAGAAUCAUGCUGACAAGGAUGCUGAUAGAAGAACUAAUUUCUUCUUAUUUAGAAAGUACUUUCAAAGUUCAAGGACAAACUUCUUUAUUUUGGGGUGGGGAGGAGACUUGGAAUAUGUUUUGAGUAUGCAGACACUGUACUAGGCUUUAUCUCACCUAAUUCUCCCAACUAUCCUAUGAGAAAGAAAGCAGGUUAGACAUGUAAAAAAACUUUAAUGAAUCAAAGGCAAUAGAAAUCGGCUCAUGUACUCAAGAUCUCAUCAUUUUCAGUCUGUCGAUUGUACCUCAAAAAUUAGUACCUUGCAGUCCCUCCUCUGUUAGUCUCUGUUGUGAAAACCCUCAGUGGGUUUGUGCAUUGUCCUCUCAGCUCUCAGGCCUGAAUACCAGCACAGGGAAGAAGCAGUGGAGGAAGUCGCUAGCACAUAGCUACUCUGGGGAUGCCCAUUUAUUCCUGUGCAAUAGUGCUUAUAUUACUUGUGAAGAGCCCCUUCCCCAAGGUCUUCCAGAUGCCAGUAAUCAUUUAGGAUAAAUUAUGUUUGGUGAUAACAUAGCUUAGUUAUCAGAAAUCAGCUCAGUGUUCAUCCCUGCCAUGAUUGACAUUUCGUAGGUUUUAAGAAACUGAACUGAUCAUGAAAAUCUCUUAUGUGCCAGAGAAUACAGAGAUUCAGAAAAUCUAAAUCUGUAUUUAGAUUUUCCCUUGUCCUAGUGGAAGACCUUUGGAUAGGCCCUCCCAACUGUGCUUACAUUGCUAAAAGCACUUUACCUUUCCUUUUUGGAUGGAACUGAUUAUGUGAGCAAUUCGAACAAAUAGUAGCACUUAUAGAUUGAGGCAAAAUAAAAUUUUACAUAGGACUGUGUUUAAUUUGUAAACGUCUGACUGGCAUAUUCUUUCUUUUACAAAAGGCUGCCCUCAGGGAGUACUGCAAGGAUUUGAAAGGGCUUACAGGCUCAUUCUGAAUUGGAAAUAGGUGUAAUAAUAUAUUCCUAUACAUAAUUUCUUUGAAUAAGGAAGUGUGGGAAAGUUGGAAAGAGGAAAGUAAAUAAGGAAUAAAGGACUGUGGUAGAAAAAGUGCAGGGAAGAAGAUAAGGUGAGUUGUGGGAACCUAUGAAAACCAGUUUCACAUGUUGGGUACUAGAAUUAUCAGUGGAAGGGUUAUUAGAUUUAUAAAUUCAAUCAUUUAAACCUUAUUUCCACAGAAAGAAACCAUCUGUACUUGCUAAGUAAAACUUGCCAAAAGAUAGCCCUUGCUUAUUCCUUAAAUUCAUGCUUCUUUGCAUUGAAAAUAUAUAUAUUGUAUCACCAGGCUUUUUGCUUGGGAUUAGGACAGUUAAAUUACUUCCAAAUUUAUUUACCUGAGAAGUGAUGAAGUGAUGAUAUGAAAAGGUGAAAUAGAGCACAAGGAAUUUUCUUGUUUUGCAUGAUUGGACAGCAGGGUUAUGUAGCUUACUGUCCAUGUAUAAUAAAUCAGUCUCCCUGAGCCCUAUGCAGCUAAGCCUGGGACUAAAUUAUAAUAAGGUGGUUUGAAUUAGGAGCUGAUGGAUGAGAGAGUAUCAACUACAUAGCAUUCUGUUCAGGAUUGCAUGUAGUGUAUGUAAAUACUCUUUAGCAACUGUGAAGAGAGCUGUAUCAGUAAGGAUGCUUGCUGCUGGCAAUAAGGCAAGACCAAAGUGUGUCAAAUGUAACAAGAACUUCAGAGGUUCUAGAAUGGGCUUCUGGGGGCUCAGAGAUACCAAGAGAUACCCAAUUUCCUUCUGUCUUUCCCAACCUGUCAUUCUCUGCAUUUUCAUUUUGGUCUAAUAAUACUCAUCAGAGAUGCCUACCAUGAUUUCAGGUGUCUUGUGUAACCCAGCGAUUUCCAGUGAAAGAAAAUUACCUUUUGUUUCUCCUGUCUCUUUAGUGAGUGUGAAAUUUGCCCAAAGCUCCUCUGCAGAAUUCCCAUCAUGUCUCCCCAAGAACUGGGUUAUUUGCCUGUGUCUAAUUACUGGCAAAGGGAAUGAGACCACUGAGACUUGGAUGGAUUGUAUUUACCCAGGUUGCCUGCGUGAGGGUGGACACUGGGUCAGAACUGAGACUGCCAAAAGGGAGGAGUUAAUAAGGGCUUCUGAGAAGGCAUAAACAGAAACUGCAACAGGGGGUAAUUAGAUAUUGAGGACCUAGUUGGUGCUGGGUGGUGUAAGAACUAAGGUAUUUCAUGCCCUCAAAGAGCUUGGUCUAAGAUUGUGGUUCUCCCCCAGAUCAGAUUUAACAGAUCCUUUUUUAUUAUAACAUGGUAACAUUUAUAAUAUCUGUCACAUCCACUAUCCUAAGAUGAAAUUCAUAUAUAACAUAACCUACCUAUAUGCACAAUUUCAAAAAGGGUCAGUCCAAUGUCAUUACUAUAACAUAAAGGAAAAAUGAAAUCAAUUUGAAAUAAAAUACACAUUUUAACAUGUAAAUAUACUACUACACUAGAAAACAGUGUAGCCAGGUACUUGCUCUUAAGUAUGGAAGAAAUAAAACUGUUCAGUAGGGUACUGUUAACAUUAAUACUUUGAAGACGGAAUUCAUGAUUAAUGAAAAGCUAUACUAUUACAACUUUAAAUGCAUGCUGAUAAUAGGUAUAUUUUAUUGGUCACUCAAAAGAACAUAAAUAUGUUACUGUUUGGAAACUUCAUUUUCCAAAAUGGUGAUCGAUUCUUGCUGAGGUUUUGAAAAAAAGACCAAUAUUCUUUCUGUUUAUAGGGUAGUUUUGUCCCUAAUGAAUAUUAAAAUUAAAUAUACAGAUAGGGAAAAUAGAAGUUCUAGACUGAAAUAGCAAAAGCAGGUUUACAAUUUUUUAUUGAAAUAUAAUUGACAACAUUGUGAAGUUUAAGGUGUACAAUGUGUUGAUUUGAUACAUUUAAGUAUUGCAUUUGUAUAUAGCACCAUAAGGUUAGCUAUCUGGUCCUUUUUGUGAUGAGAACAAUUAAGAUCUAGUCUCUUAGCAACUUUUAAGUUUCUAAUACAGUAUUGUUGACUAUAACCACUAUGCUGUGAUUAGAUCCCCAGGACUUAGGUAUCUACUAGUUCCAAGUUUGUGAUUUUUGAAAAUUUUAGAAUAGAUUUAGAUUUACAGAAAUAUUGCAAAGAUAGUGCAGAAAGUUCCCAUUUACCCCAUACCCUGCUUCCCUUAUUUUGGAAAUCUUAUGCAUCCCAUGGUACAUUUCAUAUAUGUAUGGUAUGGUAUAUUUGUCACCACUAAUGUACCUAUAUUGAUACAUUAUUAGUAACUAAAGUCUACAUUUUUCUCAGAUUA